Pistacia vera is the source of this 1620-nucleotide messenger RNA. RefSeq names its product BAG family molecular chaperone regulator 7-like. The record is from RefSeq and is a predicted model, not a curated record. The coding region runs from base 195 to 1394 and encodes 399 amino acids. Gene Ontology annotation, biological process: protein folding. Gene Ontology annotation, molecular function: protein binding. Gene Ontology annotation, cellular component: plasmodesma. The transcript is spliced from 3 exons. Lineage: Eukaryota; Viridiplantae; Streptophyta; Magnoliopsida; Sapindales; Anacardiaceae.
CCUGAAAGACAUCUUUUUCACUCUUUGUGACGUUUAUCUUUUCAUCCUCUCCUCGCUCAUUACAAAAUUUUGUCGCCUUCUUCUUUUCAAGCUCCUUUUAAGCUCAUCGUAAACCAAUCCAGUCUACUCCCAGCAAAAAACCCUAACCCGUUCAAGUUUGACUCACUGAGUGAACCGAUUCAACUCAACCGAAAAUGAGACGCUUCACCAGGAUUGAAUUUGUUGAGCCUUACUAUGCACCACCACUCUUCGUCAGAGAAACCUCCAUUUUCGCGCCAACGCCAUUAUCAUUUUCCUCAUUUUUCGAAGAAGAAUACGAUCGAAGCUUCGCUCUCGAUCUCUUGACUCCUAAACCUAGUCCCUUUGAAGUUCUUGAUACUGUCACCGAUCUGGUCCAAAUUGAGAAAACGCCGUCGCUUUACUCCUACAAGAGAGUUCAGAAGAGGUUCGCACCUGAGUUUGCCUUGGAGACUCUGUGUGACAGAGUGACCGCGCUCGAGUCGAGAUUUGACAGGCUUGUCAACGCGAAAGCCAACGAAGGGAACAGGAAGUACACAUGGACGGCGGAGAUCGAGGGCGGUCCAGUUGAUCGGAAGUAUAAAUGGACUGCUGAAAUUAAGGAAGGGAAAAAGAAGGGGAAGGAAGAGAAAAAGAAGAUUGAUAAGAACUAUAAAUGGACGGCUAAGAUUAAGGGAAAAGGAGAAGAUGGUCCGACCUUGAGGACUUACACCUUUGAAGCAUCAACUGGUGAUGCAGGUGACUGUAGCAAAUCAGAUAAGAAAGAGAAGAAGAAAGAUACGAAGAAAGGAGAGAAUGACAGGCGUGUGGUGGAGAUCGAAGAGCCUUGCGAUCAUGGGGCUCUUGUUUUAAGACAGGCUUUUUCAAAAAGACCUGGAGUUGUUAGAAACAUCAGGGGCAAGCACAAGGAACUGUCUCCUCAAGAUGCAGCAAUAAUGAUUCAGAUGACUUUCAGAGCUUAUCUGAUUCGAAGAUCUCAGGCUCUUCGUGCGCUUAGAGAUCUGGCUGUUGCAAAGACGAAGUUGAAGGAGAUUAGAGCAUUGUUCAACAACUUCUCCUACCGUCGUCAAGUGGCUCGUGAUGCAGAAGAGCGACAAAGGUUCUCAGAGAAAAUUAUCGUCCUACUCCUCACUGUUGAUGCCAUUGAGGGAGCUGAUCUGAUGGUGCGAGCUGCAAAGAGGUUAAUGGUGGACGAGCUUGAAGCAAUGCUUGAAGUGGUGGAUCCUCAGCCAGCGGGAAGAUCUCUUUCAAUGAGGAGAAGGACCUUUGACAUGCCUGAUGGUGUUAUUCAGAAAGAAAUUGCAGCAGGCGUUGCACAGGUUGUACAAAUGAUCGACGAAGAGAAGGCUGCCGGCACUUUUGAGGCAUGCAUAUAGUAUAAGGUUGUGUAAUUAAUAAAUCACCUCCCUUUUGGGGUCAGUGUUUUUAUAUGUUGUUAUUUAAGUGUUUACAAUUGGUCUUUACAUUGCCUGAGGCUGAGGAUUUUACUUGAUGUGCUUGGACUUGUAUUUGUGCUGGCUAUUUAUUUUUGCAACCUGAGUGAACUCUAGUUUGUUAUCUCAUUUUUCGGUAAAUUUUUGUUGGUGAAUGCGGUUGAGCCCA